AUGUCACAACAAGAGAAGAGACCACUUGAAACCGAUUAUCAUGACCAAGCACAUUCUCUCCCUGCUAUAUCACAGAGUAUGAUUAGCUCGCAAAUAGAGCUUUCAGAAUCUCAAGAACAAUUACUAAAGAAAGUAAAGAGACCCAAUGGUACGGAAGAGCCAACUGAAUUUGAGAGAGAGCUUUUGGAUAUGACCCAGAAUGCUAGUAAAUUGGGAAAUGAGGAAGAUCAAAAGUGGGAUAGACCUCCGCUUCCUAAAACUUUCGAUCCUCAUUCUAUGGAUGUUACAUUUCAACAAUUAGAUGCCGAAGAGACUACUGUAGGAGAUAAUUCAUCGGCAAGGUUCUUUGGGGUUACAAGAGAAGGGCAUUCUGUGUUAUGUAACGUCACUGGAUUCUUGCACUAUUUCUAUGUUCCAGUUCCAAAGGGAUUUUUUAAAGAUCAGCAUUUGUCAGGCUUUAUUAAUUAUAUGAAUAAUAAUUACCAAGGUGUGCAUGAUAUUGAAAUAAAAUUGAAAGAAUCUAUUUGGGGUUAUAAUAAGAAUCUUAAGACGCCUUUUUUCAAGGUGAUUGUCAAUAAUUCGAAGAACAUUAGUAAAAUCAGAACUGCUUUUGAAAGAGGCGAAAUCAGGUAUGAAAAUUUAUUUCCACCACAGAAUGUUUCGUAUGAUAAUAUUAAUUAUCUAUUAAGGCUAAUGGUAGAUUGUAAAAUCACAGGUAUGUCAUGGAUUACUCUCCCUAAGGGUAAAUACGAAAUAGUAGAACUGUUUGUUCAAAUAUCCACAUGUCAAAUUGAAUGUUCUAUUGAUUAUAGGGAUUUAAUUUCACAUCCAUCUGAAGGUGAUUGGUUAAAUAUGGCCCCACUUCGUAUAUUGUCAUUUGAUAUCGAAUGUGCUGGUAGAAAGGGUGUUUUUCCGGAAGCAGAACAUGAUCCCGUCAUUCAAAUUGCUAACGUGGUACUGAAGGCAGGUGAGCUGAGACCAUUUGUAAGAAACGUAUUCACAGUGAACACCUGCUCUUCAAUUAUUGGUUCUCAAAUCUUUGAACAUACGACAGAAGAAGAAAUGUUGAUGCAUUGGAAGGAGUUUAUUGUCAAGGUGGAUGCAGAUGUCAUAAUUGGUUAUAAUACUGCCAAUUUCGAUAUACCUUAUUUAUUGGACAGAGCGAGAGCAUUAGGGUUGAAAAGUUUCCCAUACUUCAGUAGACUUAACAAUGUAAAACAAGAAGUGAAAGAUGCUGUAUUCAGUUCUCGUGCUUAUGGUACAAGAGAAAAUAAAGUUGUAAAUAUAGAUGGAAGAAUGCAGCUCGAUUUAUUACAAUUCAUUCAAAGAGAAUAUAAAUUGAGAUCGUAUACAUUGAAUUCAGUUUCCGCCCAUUUUUUAGGAGAACAAAAAGAAGAUGUCCACCAUUCUAUUAUAUCAGAUUUACAAAAUGGUACUAAGGAAACAAGAAGGCGCUUAGCAGUCUAUUGCUUGAAGGAUUCUUAUUUGCCAUUGAGAUUAUUAGAUAAAUUGAUGUGCCUUGUUAAUUAUACUGAAAUGGCAAGAGUUACGGGUGUUCCGUUCUCUUACUUGUUAUCAAGAGGUCAACAAAUCAAAGUUAUAUCUCAAUUGUUUAGAAAGUGCUUAGAAGAUAAUAUCGUAAUUCCUAAUAUGAAAAGUGAAGGAUCCAAUGAAGAAUAUGAAGGUGCAACUGUCAUUGAGCCCAUUAGGGGCUACUACGAUGUUCCUAUUGCAACAUUGGAUUUCAGCUCAUUAUACCCAUCAAUCAUGAUGGCACAUAAUUUGUGUUAUACUACACUAUUGAAUAAGCAAACGAUUAAAAAUUUCAAUUUAACUGAAGAUGAUUAUACAUUGACACCAAAUGGUGAUUAUUUUGUCAAAGAUCAUAAAAAGAAAGGUAUUUUGCCUACAAUUUUAGAUGAAUUGUUAACAGCAAGAAAGAAAGCAAAAUCAGACUUGAAAAUGGAGACUGAUCCAUUUAAAAGAGAUGUUUUGAAUGGUAGACAAUUGGCUUUAAAAAUUUCUGCUAAUUCAGUGUAUGGUUUCACAGGUGCUACAAUUGGUAAGUUACCAUGUCUUGCAAUUUCCUCAUCUGUUACAGCAUUUGGUAGAGAAAUGAUUGAGAAGACAAAGAAUGAGGUAGAAGAAUUCUACUCUAUCAAAAAUGGUCACCCGUUUGAUGCACAAGUUAUUUAUGGUGAUACAGAUUCUGUUAUGGUUAAGUUUGGAUAUGAGGAUUUAGAAAAAUGUAUGAAAUUAGGAGAGGAGGCUGCGAAUUUUGUUUCUACAAAAUUUAAGAAACCGAUAAAGUUAGAAUUCGAGAAAGUCUAUUUCCCGUAUUUAUUGAUCAAUAAGAAAAGAUACGCAGGAUUGUAUUGGACAAGCACAGAAAAAUAUGAUAAGAUGGACACAAAAGGGAUAGAAACAGUCAGAAGAGACAACUGUCGUUUAGUUCAAAAUGUUAUUACCAAGGUGUUGGAGUUUAUUUUGCAAGAAAGAGACGUUGAUAAAGCCGUAAGGUUUGUGAAGCAAACAAUUGCAGAUUUGCUACAAAAUAGAGUUGAUUUGUCGCAAUUGGUUAUUACAAAAGCAUAUUCAAAACAUGACUAUUCAGCCAAGCAAGCACAUGUUGAAUUGGCAGAAAGAAUGAAGAAGAGAGAUCCAGGUUCCGCCCCUACGUUGGGUGAUAGAGUUGCAUAUGUUAUUAUCAGCUCAUCUAGUACCAAGAACUAUGAAAAAUCUGAAGAUCCAUUGUAUGUCUUGGAGAACUCCUUGCCAAUUGAUGUCAAAUAUUACUUAGAGAAUCAGAUGUCUAAUCCCUUGAUGAGAAUUUUUGAACCAAUUUUGGGUGAAAGAAAAGCGAAGGAAGUGUUAUCGGGAGCUCAUACAAGAACAAUAAAAAUGUCUGCACCUAAAACUGGUGGAUUAAUGAGAUUUGCAAAAAAGGCAGAACUAUGCAAAAAUUGUAAAUCACCGUUAAAGUCAUCAAACCAUGGGGCAUUAUGCGAAAAUUGUGUUUCAAAAGCGCCUGAAUUAUAUGGUAAUGCCCUAGCACAAAUGAACUAUUUGGAAAAUAAAUUUUCAAGAUUAUGGACUGAAUGCCAAAGAUGUCAAGGGUCUUUGCACCAGGAAGUUUUAUGCUCCAAUAAAGACUGUCCUAUUUUUUAUAUGAGAAAAAAAGCGCAAAAGGAUGUAUUUCAACAAUCUCAAGAGCUUUUAAAAUGGGAUGAAACUGUUUGGUAG
Molecule: messenger RNA, 3243 nt
Organism: Debaryomyces hansenii CBS767
Lineage: Eukaryota; Fungi; Ascomycota; Pichiomycetes; Serinales; Debaryomycetaceae
Gene: POL3
Product: DNA-directed DNA polymerase delta
Exons: 1
Coding region: 1-3243 (1080 amino acids)
Biological process (GO): DNA replication proofreading; DNA-templated DNA replication; nucleotide-excision repair, DNA gap filling
Cellular component (GO): delta DNA polymerase complex
Molecular function (GO): DNA binding; DNA-directed DNA polymerase activity; 3'-5'-DNA exonuclease activity
Source: RefSeq, a predicted model, not a curated record